CUCUAUUUAACAUCCAUACCAUGAAUUUACAAAAUACAAACUCUUUAAGAAAGUUUAAAACUUGUUAUUACAAUCAAUGUCGUUCUUCACAAUCUUUUGCUUCAGCGAUCGAACUCGAUUCCCGGGUCUUUCAAGAUGUACGCAACCCGUUCGACGAAAUGCCCCAUAGAGAUGUAUCUAGUUCUAGCCAUAACCAUCUUCUUUUCCAGUAUGCUCGAACGAAUAACAACGUUCAAGCUAUGAGACACUUUCUGGGUAUUCGUCGUUUGGGGUUACCGGUUAAUGGGGCGACCUUUUCUUGCGUGUUAAAGAUAUGUGGAAGCUUGUAUAAUCAAAUAAUUGGAAAGCAAGUACAUUGUGAUUGUAUUAAACAUGGGUUAGUUGAGGAUAUUAGUGUGGGGACAUCUCUUAUUGAUAUGUACACGAAAACGGAUGCAGUUUGGAUGGCUGAAAGAGUGUUUAGUGAAAUGCCUGAUAGAAAUGUGGUGUCUUGGACUUCAAUGCUUACUGGGUAUUCGUUGAGGGGACUUCACGAGCGGGCGGUAGAUCUUUUUUUGCAGAUGCAAGUGGAAGGGAUUAAGCCUAACCCGUUUACGUUUGCAACUGUUCUUGGAGCUUUAGCUGAUAGUGGUGCAGUUGUAAAAGGAAUGCAAGUGCAUACCAUGGUUGUGAAGUUUGGUUUUGAGCUGACUACGUAUGUAUGCAAUUCUCUAAUUAGUAUGUAUUCAAAAUCGGGAAUGAUAGAAUAUGCAAAACUAGUGUUUGACGGUAUGGAAAUCAGAGACGCAGUAUCAUGGAAUGGAAUGAUAGCAGGUCUUGUGACAAAUGGGCAUGAUUUAGUUGCCCUUGAUUUGUUCCAUAAAAUGAGGCUUUCCGGAGUUAAACUUACUGAAGCAAUCUUUGUUACUAUAUUGAAAGUAUGUGCUAACAUCAAAGAAAUAGUUUUUACAAAACAGCUCCAUAGUGUUGUUUCAAAAAACGGCAUGGAGUCUUAUCCUAAUCUCAAAACUGCUCUUAUUGUUUCAUACACAAAAAGCUCUGAAAUGGAUGACACGUUGAAACUAUUCAGUAGGAUGAGCGGAGUAAACAACGUGGUAACAUGGACAGCAAUGAUUGGUGGUUACAUACAAAAUGGAAGUAUUGACAAAGCAGUGAAAUUAUUCUUUCAAAUGUGCAGGGAAGGUGUUAGGCCAAACGAAUUCACCUAUUCCACCAUCCUCGCUGCUCAUCCCAUGGUUUCUCCCUUACAGAUUCAUGCACAAGCCAUCAAGACAAAUUAUGACUCAUCAGCAUCAGUUGGCACUGCACUUUUAGAUGCCUAUAUGAAAAUGGGAAACAACAUUGAUGCUGUAAAAGUUUUCGAAUGCGUGGAAGAAAAAGAUAUUGUAACAUGGUCUGCUAUUUUAGCUGGAUAUGCACAAUUGGGGGAUGCUGAUGGGGCAGUAAAUGUAUUUUGUCAGAUGGCAAAUGAUGGGGUGAGACCAAACGAGUAUACAUUCUCAAGUAUCCUUAACGCUUGCGCUAGUCCAAUGGCAGCCAUUGAGCAUGGGAAACAGUUCCAUGCAGGUGCAAUUAAAGAAAUCUACAACAACGCGUUAUGUGUAAGCAGUUCUCUUGUUACCAUGUAUGCAAAAAGAGGAAAUAUCGAGAGUGCGAACAAAGUUUUUGAAAGACAGCCUGAAAGAGAUUUAGUUUCAUGGAAUUCAAUGAUAUCAGGAUACGCACAACACGGGUAUGGAAAAAAGGCUCUCGAGAUAUUUGAGAAAAUGUUAAAAGAGAAUUUGGAAUUGGACGAUAUUACAUUCAUUGGUGUGAUUACCGCGUGUACACAUGCAGGAUUAGUUGAUGAAGGUGAACGAUAUUUCAAUAUGAUGGUGAAAGAUCUUAAUAUUGAACCAACAUCAGAACAUUACUCGUGUAUGGUUGAUCUUUAUAGCCGCGGGGGAUUACUAGAAAAGGCUAUGACUUUUAUAAAUGAUAUGCCGUUUCCUGCAGGCCCGACAAUCUGGCGGUCUCUUUUGGCUGCUUGUCGGGUUCAUAAAAACAUGGAGAUAGGAAAACUUGCAGGAGAUAAACUUAUGUCACUAAAGCCUCAAGAUUCAGCCGCGUAUGUUUUAUUAUCGAAUUUAUAUGCAACAGGUGGUAACUGGCAAGAAAGAUCAAAAGUUAGGAAACUGAUGGAUGAGCGAAAUGUGAAGAAAGAAGCUGGUUAUAGUUGGAUUGAAAUCAAGAACAAAACAUAUUCAUUUGUUGCAGGUGAUACUUCACAUUCUUCAUCGGAUAUUAUUUAUUUAAAGUUGAAAGCAUUGGAUUCAAAGCUACGGGAUGCAGGGUACUUGCCAGAUACAAAUUAUGUUCUUCAUGAUGUUGAAGAUGAGCACAAGGAAGAUAUUCUUUUCCGUCACAGUGAGAGGUUGGCUGUAGCGUAUGGGUUAAUUGCUACACCUCCUGGCACUGUGUUGCAGAUUAUGAAGAACCUUCGGGUUUGUGGUGAUUGUCAUACCGUGUUUAAGCUUAUAUCUAUGAUUGAAGAAAGGGAAAUAAUCGUUAGGGAUUCACAUCGCUUCCAUCAUUUUAAAGAUGGGGCAUGCUCUUGUGGGGAAUAUUGGUAACCAUUGUUAAAAAAAAGUUUUGAGACCAUCUGCCUAUAAACUUCAGGAAAGCAGCUUCGGUAACUUGGAGGUUCACCAUUCACGUCAUCACUUCAUCAUGCCGAAAAGCACCCAUUGAUUAUGCAUAGCCAAUCUAAUACUGCUUUGUUGGCUGAUGGGGACUUCAGAGCCUGGAUACGGUUUGCCCAAGUGGUAUCAAAGAAAUCAGGGCUUUGAGGAAUCUGCUGGCAACCUUUAAUGGUGAAAAGACAGGGGUGUUGUGUUACGAGGAGCAGAUCCAAGUCAUUCGCAAAUUUUUACAUGAAUCAACUACAAAAUGAACCAUGGUGGGCUGAAUAGAAGUCAAUCAUAACUUAUCUGUUUGAACUUCGAAGCUACCAAGCCUGCAAUAUGUCAAAGUGACUUUAUUGUUUGGUGACUUUUGAAUAUAUUUACAGCCAUUCUUAUUGUUAAUCAAGUGACAUCCAGUAUUUUCCUAUCACCACAAAAUCUUGGCUAUUUUAACUUGGUUGAGUUGAAAGCAGUUAAAUUUGUUCAA
Molecule: messenger RNA, 3150 nt
Organism: Erigeron canadensis
Lineage: Eukaryota; Viridiplantae; Streptophyta; Magnoliopsida; Asterales; Asteraceae
Product: pentatricopeptide repeat-containing protein At2g27610
Exons: 1
Coding region: 21-2612 (863 amino acids)
Biological process (GO): RNA modification
Molecular function (GO): protein binding; RNA binding; zinc ion binding
Source: RefSeq, a predicted model, not a curated record